This is a messenger RNA of Salarias fasciatus (jewelled blenny), 3862 nucleotides long. It is a transcript of the gene pkd2, whose product is annotated as polycystic kidney disease 2. The transcript is spliced from 15 exons. Gene Ontology annotation, cellular component: membrane. NCBI's taxonomy places the organism in Eukaryota, Metazoa, Chordata, Actinopteri, Blenniiformes, Blenniidae. Gene Ontology annotation, biological process: detection of mechanical stimulus; potassium ion transmembrane transport; release of sequestered calcium ion into cytosol. The record is from RefSeq and is a predicted model, not a curated record. Gene Ontology annotation, molecular function: signaling receptor binding; voltage-gated calcium channel activity; calcium ion binding. Bases 447 to 3155 code for a protein of 902 amino acids.
AACACUUCAGGAACAAGAUGGCUGUCCCGGGACGAGACGAGCUUCUCGCUUUUUUCACCUAAACACAGCAUUUUUAACUCUGCCUCGACUUUUACCCAGAUACCUCAACAGUCAACGAGUUCACCUGACUAUCAGAACUAACUUUUUAACGGAGGACGUCGUUUUUCGAAACGGAAUCGAGAGUCUCUUCACGUCGCGCAGAGGAAAGUUUUAUAACGGUGUUGGUGAAGACGGCAGCAGCUGGAUGUGAGGAGGAGGAGGAGGACAUCGUCUGGGACUUUUACAUCAAAUGACCAGGUUUUUCUUACUUUCUCGGUCUUCUUGUGGAGAUAUCCUGAUGCCCAGGCAGUUUUAAGCUUCUUGAAACGCGUCCCGUGUUAAUUUUCUGGCGAGCCCUCAGCUCCUCCCGAUGCCCCAGGACGGUUAAAACUUUAGCGAAGUGAACCAUGAGUUCAACCCGAGUCAGACCGCAGCAGCUCCCGCAGAGCCCCGCGGCCAGGUCCCCGCACAGGCUGGACCACAGCGAGGGCAUCGAGAUGGAGAACAUCCAGCAUCAAGACCUGGGGCUCGGAGGGGUCGCGGGCACCCCGUCCCCUCCGUCCAGGCAGGCGUGGAGCCGGGAUAACCCGGGAUUUGAACCCGAGGACGAGAUCAUGGAAGCAGACUGGCCUCAAGCGAGUCCCGGGAGGAGGUCGGUGUCCACGGCCUCCAGCAGCAGCUGCAGCAGCGGCCCGGGAGGCUACCACCGCGGGGGCAGCAGCCCUCACAUCCCCCGGGGAGGACUGUACCCCACUCCCACCCUGGACGGCCAGCAGCAGGACAGGCACGAGCACCGCAGCUGCAUGAAGCAGAUCCUGCAGAAGAUCAGAAUUCUCUGGGGCACAGAGCUGAUGGAGGACAGCGACAGCAGUCGAGAGAGAUACCUGCGGAACAUCCUGAGGGAGAUGCUCACAUACAUGGCAUUCCUCAUCACUGUCUGUAUCUUGACUUAUGGGAUGGUGAGUGCAAACAUGUACUAUUAUACCAAAGUCAUGUCUCAGCUUUUUCUGGACACUCCGCUGUCUGCUGGGGAUCCCACUACGUUCAGGAGCCUCUCCACCAUGGAGGAUUUCUGGAAGUUCACUGAGGGGCCCUUCCUCAGCGGUAUGUACUGGGAGGUAUGGUACAACAACAAGAAUCUGCCGGAGAACCAGAGCCUCAUCUACUACGAGAAUCUCCUCCUCGGGGUGCCGCGGCUCAGACAGGUCAAAGUGCGAAAUGAGUCCUGCUCUGUCCACGAAGAUCUGAGGGAUGAGGUCCAGGACUGCUACAGCAUAUACACCCUGACCAACGAGGACACCGCCUCAUUCGGCCCCAAGAAUGGCACAGCGUGGGUGUACACCACUGGGAAUCAGAUGAACAGCAGCAGCUACUGGGGGCAGGUGUCUCAAUAUGGAGGUGGAGGAUACUACCAAGACUUGUCUCGCACCAAGGAGGAGUCGGCUGCACAUCUACAGUUUCUCAAAGACCACCUGUGGCUGGACAGGGGAACUCGAGCGGUCUUCCUUGACUUCUCUGUUUACAACGGGAACAUAAACCUUUUCUGCAUCGCCAGGUUGUUGGUGGAGUUCCCCGCUACGGGCGGGGUGGUGACAUCCUGGCAUUUCCAGACAGUGCGUCUGAUAAGAUACGUGUCCAGCUGGGACUACUUUGUCGGCGUGUGCGAGGUGGCGUUCUGCCUGUUCAUCCUCUACUACGUGGUGGAGGAGGUGCUGGAAAUCCACAUCCACCGGCUGCACUACUUCAAGAGCCUGUGGAACUGUCUGGAUGUUCUCAUUGUCGCGCUCAGCGUCGUUGCUAUCAUCAUGAAUGUAACCCGGACGGCCAUGGUUGGAAACCUGCUGACAGGCCUGUUGGAGAACCACACUGUUCACCCCAGUUUUGAGCCUCUGGCUAACUUACAGAUCCAGUUUAAUAACAUGGCUGCAGCGAUUGUGUUUUUUUCCUGGGUCAAGCUUUUUAAGUUUAUAAACUUCAAUAAGACCAUGAAUCAGCUGUCCAGCACCAUGUCUCGCUGUGCCAAGGAUCUCGUGGGCUUUGCCAUCAUGUUCUUCAUCAUCUUCCUGGCAUACGCUCAACUUGCGUACUUGGUGUUUGGAACUCAAGUCAACGACUUCAGCACUUUUCAAGCCAGCAUAUUCACCCAGUUUCGCAUCAUACUGGGAGACUUCAACUUCUCAGAGAUUGAGGAAGCGAAUCCAGUGCUCGGGCCCAUCUACUUCACAACCUUUGUUUUCUUCAUCUUCUUUAUUCUCAUGAACAUGUUCCUGGCUAUCAUCAAUGACACUUACUCAGAGGUGAAGGCUGACAUGUCUCAGCAGAGGUCCGAGAUGGAAAUGACUGACCUCAUUAAGAAGGGUUGUAACAAAGCACUGAUGAAACUGCGACUGAAGAAGACGGCGGUGGACGACAUCUCCGACAGUUUGCGUCAAGCUGGGGGGAAGCUGAACUUCGACGAACUUCGUCAGGAUCUAAAAGGAAAGGGUCACACAGACGCAGAAAUUCAAGCCAUCUUCGCUAAAUACGAUCAGGACGGCGACCAGGAGCUGACGGAGCAUGAACACCAGCAAAUGAGGGACGACCUGGAGAAAGAGAGAGACUUGGAGCUGGAACGCAAUUCGCUGACCCGACCCAGCAGUGGGCGGAGCUUCCCUCGCACCCAGGACGACUCGGAGGAGGACGACGAUGAAGACAGCGGUCACAGUUCUCGUCGCCGUGGCAGCAGCUCAGGGGGCGUCUCCUACGAGGAGUUUCAAGUGCUGGUGAGGCGUGUGGACAGGAUGGAGCACUCCAUCGGCAGCAUCGUGUCGAAAAUCGACGCUGUGAUUGUGAAGCUGGAAGCCAUGGAGAGAGCGAAACUGAAAAGAAGAGACGUGCUGGGGCGCCUGCUGGACGGAGUCAUGGAGGACGAGCGUCUGGGACGGGACACUGACGCCCACAGAGAGCAGAUGGAGCGGCUGGUGAGGGAGGAACUGGAGCGAUGGGAGUCGGACGACAUGGCCUCACAGGUCAGCCACCCGCAGCCCGCCACGCCCAUCGGCCCCCGGCCCCGCCCCCCAUCCUCGCUGUCCACCGACGGCCUCGACGCCAGCACCACCGUCAGCAGCCACGUGUGAAAAGUUGGUCUGCAGAGAUUAUUCCACUAUUGAAAAAAAAAGAAAAACACUUUUGGAAACCUCCCAGCAGUAUUAACUCAGUGUGGGACAAUUUAAUAUUUCAUCUUAAUGAAGAUGUUGAAAUUAUUUAACAAAUUGUAAUGCAAAAAAAAAUAAAAAAUCAAUACACCUCAAUUUGAACAUCAAAUGCACCUGGAAGUGUUCAAUCUGUCCUGUAAAGAUGGAUCCAUUGAAAACAUGAUGACAGAAAACUUUAAAGAAGUCUGAAAAACGAUGAAGGACUCAGCGUUCCGUGGGUUUCACACCAGUCGACAAGCUUCCUCAGCAUGAUUUUAGCAUUAUAUGCUCACCUGCUUCUGAUCACUGUAUCUACACAUCUUAGCAUUUACACAGAUAUUCCAAAGGUAUUCCUACGAAUGUUCAUGUUGUUGAUUAUUGUUUCAUUGUUUUGAUAUCCAGUAGGUACAAGUGUGGCACAUUCUGUCAUAUUUACUCAUCUUCUGUACGUCAGUAAAGCUUCAAAAUAAGUAGCUUGCCGCCUCAUACUUAUUGUAACUUGAAACAAACUUCGAUUUGGAGUGCAUCUACUGUUCAUGGGAAACCCAUGCAUUUAUUGUUAUUAUUGUUAUUGUUAUGGUGCCUUGCCUUUUUUUUAUUGCAAUUUUUUUUUCAAAUUGCUCUGCCAAAUAAAGUUUUAUUAAAACACA